AUGUCGGUAGCCAGAGCCAUGCGAUGUCCUUGCUUGCCGGCGCAAUCCAAGCAACCUCUAAGCCUACUGGUAACUGCUUUAAUUGCAAGCGCCCAGGCCAUUUUGCCAAGCACUGCAGAGCCCCUGGCGGGGGGGGCAAACAAGGAUGGUGCUGCCUCUAAGGCUAAACCUUCUGAAUUUGCCAUUGAUUUGAUCAAUCAAGAGACCAAAGACUCUGUUUUACCUGGUGAAAUUGUGCUUAUGCCCACUCAAUUGGCAGGUCCCCUGCCUCCUAAAGUCGCAGGUUUAAUUUUACCCAAAUUUUCUGCGGCAAAGGAAGGAAUCCAGGUUAUUCCUGGAGUUCUGGAUCCUGACUAUGUAGGCACAAUAAUGGUUCAACUCUGGAGCCAUAUGCCCAUGCAAUUAAAAAGGGUGAGUCUUGGGCGCAUUUGGUGGUGCUCCCUUCUCAUCCUACUGCUUCUAUUAUGGAUACUAAUUUGCACGAGCUCUCUUCUUUCCCUCCACAGCUGUUAGCUGUAGUCCAGAGGAUUGGUGAGAAGAAACUUCUUCGUAAGUAUAAAAUCAAUGGUAUUGUGCUGGAAGGCUUGAUUGACACAGGCGCAGACGUUUCUGUAAUUUCUAGUAGUUGCUGGGACCCCACGUGGCCCCUUGAGUCUGCUUCUGCAGUCUGGGGUGUGGGUGACCCCCAAACCUCUUCCAAAAGCGUACAGUGGCUGCCUGUUUCUCUGCCUGAUAGCUCUGAAACCAUUGCUUACAUCCAGCCCUGUGUGCUGAAAAUCCACCUCAAUCUGUGGGGAAGAGACUUGCUACAACAAUUACAAGCUACCAUUCAAUUUAAUGAGUAAGCUUGCACUUCCCCUCAACUGGAAAUCUUCUGGUCGUGUCCUGGCUAUACGUUUAAUUACAUUCCAGCAAUACAUCAGCCAUGGCACACCUUGCUGUUUAAGCCGUUUGUCCAUCAUUUUACCCAAGAAGCAUCAUUUAUCCCGCUCUCGAUAUCACUGCAAUAUUGAAUUGACUAAUGAUUGUGAUGCUUUUGUCUCUCUUCUCAGUAGGUCUGAAUAUAUCUCUUUAGCUGUUUCUCUCUUAGGAGUCCCUGGAUUGGCUGUACGGAAUCGUAUGAACAUUACUUCUUUAGCUUGUUAUGCAGCAAAAACUCUGAAUUAUAUUUCACAAGCCCUUCACCUUUUGAAUAAAGAACAGUGCACUCCACAAUGGACUUUUACAAAAUCCUUUUACAAAAUGGACUUUUUACAUUAUAUAACCCCCUUUUGAAUAAAGAACAGUGAACUAUAUAAUGGACUUUUAUGAAAUCGUGCUGCUAUCACUAUUUGCUCAUGCUUCAUCAUUAUGGCUGUGAACAAGUGAAUGACAUGUGUUGUUUCAAUAUUACUGACAAUUCAAGAGCCAUUCAAAGCCAAAUCUCUCAUUUGCAAAAUCUUACACAUCACAUUAAACAGGACAUUGGUUUUCCUGGCCUCUGGGAUUCUUUCACCCAGUGGCUUACCGCUUGGUUGCCAAACCUUACUUGGCUUCGUAAUCUUUUUCAAUAUGCUAUUGUUAUAAUAUGUUUAUUAACUUUACUAUGCUGUUUUCUUCAAUGCGUUCCUAGCCUCAUGACUCUUUUCUCUCGGCUUCUCUCCCCCCCUCCACCACCCAGUAAACUCCUUGCUGCUUACAUUGCGAAAUGGCAACACCAACAGUAAACCUUAGGGGAGAUGUGGGCGGAUUUAUUUUGGGCAUGCGCUGGCAAACCACGUAUCCUGAAGUACUUUUGUCCCAUCGACCCUGGCAGGCUUAUUUCGGGCAUUCGCUGGCACACCACUAAUCCCGAAGUAUUUUUGCCUUAUCCACCUGGAAUGCCUCGCAAACAAGAAAAGAAAGGGGGAGAUGAAGGGAAGUUUUCUUUCUGCAGUUCUCUCACUGUGAAGUUCUCUUUCUGCAGUUCUCUUACUGCACAUAACUGUUGCAUUGUGGGAAGUCUUACUAUGAAAUCUUUCUAUGCUUACUAUGAGCACUAUUGCUUCUUUUCUCUCUUACAUUCUGGGAAGUUUUUGCCUCUGCACAUAAGUCUGAGAAUGUUCUGAACAGUUCCCAUUGAGUUCAUGAAACAGUGUAUCCUGACCUGUUCUUAAUGCAUUGCUGACCACAUUUACGGAACGUGAUUGUUGUAUUCCUUCAUGUUAUGUUCUCUCAAUAUCAAUCUUUAGUUAUAAUUUAAUUAGGAGGUUUCAUGCCUGUCUAGUUCCAGCUCCGCUCCCAGUCUUUUGAACUAUCACUGAUUAAUGUAAUAUGUAAUGCCCGCCUUGUACCUAUGUUAACCAAUCAGCAACAAGAUGCUUUGUGUUUGUAUCAGCCAAUCAGCCACAAGCACACCUGUGGCAAUGUUUGUAAUAUUCAAUAAAAGAGAGUUCCCGGGACUUGCCCCGGGCAGACGUCUCUCCUUUGACACCCACCAUUCGUCUGUCGUGAUUUCAACCCAACAGUUAUUUAUUUUAAUAAAUAUAGUUUGUAUGUGUCCAAGGACGAAUGAAAGUCUAACUUGUAUUUUUGCUUCACCUUCAUAUUUUAAAUGAUCUUAGAGUGGCUGUCUUAUUCCAAAAUAAUUUUAGAAAUACACUUGAAAGAGAAACAAAAUAAAAUAAAAUAAAAUAAUUCCUUCCAGUAGCACCUUAGAGACCAACUAAGUUGGUUAUUGGAAUGAGCUUUCGUGUGCAUGCACACUUCUUCAGAUAAGCUCAUUCCAAUAACUAACUUGAGGUGCUACUGGAAGGAAUUUUUUUAUUUUCUUUAUUUUAUUUUGUUUUGACUACGGCAGACCAACACGGCUACCUACAUGUAACUAGAACUUGAAAGAGAAGUUGGAGAAAUACAACUCAUUACCAAACUAAAAACUAUGGAGAGACCUGGUCUGAAUAGAGAUAAUGGAUUCAUGUCCCAUUAUACAUACUAAAACUAAUUUUGGUCAUCUAUCCUUUAAAAAUCCUUUGCCCUUCCCUGUGGAACCAACUGCCAUAACAGUCAUCAACAGUUAAAAGGUUGAAGCGAUCUCUGCUUCAGAGUAUCUGACAAAGUGUGUAUUACACACGAAAGCUCAUACCUUGAAAGCUUAUAUUUAGUUGAUCUUUAAGGUGCCACUGGAAUUAUUUUUUAAAAAUCAUCUUUCAGUUUGUUAUUUAUUAUGACUAUGACAGAUCAACACGGCUAUCCACCUGAAUCUAUAUUUUAAAUGAGUUCAUCUAUUCAAUUAAAAAAAAAAAUCACAUCAGCUUAAAGAAAAUUAUCGUUUGACCAAAACUACGUGCUUAAGAUCCAAUAAUAAUAAUAAUAAGCAUGGCAGAAAACUGGAAAGUGUUUGGGACAGAUGCUUGGAGCUGUGCAUGGCUUUAUAUAUUAUCACUUGCAACAUAAGAAAAGCUCUGCUUGGCUGCCCUAUAACCAGCCUAAAAAGUUCAGGGUGGGGACACCCAGCAAGCAGUUUGGGGCAUCGUAUCCCCCUGUACAUAUUAAUGCUUUACUUUGUAUUCAUUAAGGCUGUCCUCGUGAUAAUGAUAAUUAAAGGUUCAUUUGUCAUCUGUUCUUCAAUUGUACUCUGAUCAAUCAAUUGCCUCACAAAGUUGUAAUGUAACUUCCAGCUGGUAUACAUUACACAACUGAUAGCUAAAUUUGCACUGGCAGAUCAGAAGAUGUGGUCUAGACAUACUGAAAAUUAUGAUGUAUUAUAACAUUUUUUUCAUAAUAUUUUAUUGAGUUUUCCAAUUUAAUAAUCCAAUAAAAAAACGCAUUAUAUUCCAAAUUACAACACAAUCCAGGAGAAGGGUCCAGCAGGUUCUGCAAAUUGGUGCUGCCUAUCAGGAGUACUCCCCUUUCAGUAACCCCCCUACACACUCUCUAGCAAUGAGAGCAAGAGGGGAAGGUUGACCAGCCAAGGGAAGAGAAGUAGCUGGAGUCUCUGGUGCCACCCAAGCUUUCAGAGCCCCACCGCCAUCACCAGUCUAUGUUAUCUAGGAGGAGUUACAGAAGGAAGGAGUAUUUACUGUAGAUCAGCUGGUGCAUAGAAGUGAACGUCUGGCCAAACAUCAUCUGCUGGACACCAGGACUUAAAUACCUGUUUGUGGGAAUUUGCGUUUGCUCCAACUUUCUGUGGCUACAACAACUGUGCCUUAAGGAACUGAUGCACCUGCUCCCUGUAUCAAUGAAUGCUAUAAACUAGAAACCUUUGGACUACUAUCUGAUUUUGUGGAGAGCCGGGACAGACGGCCAGGUAGCUGUGGAAGCCUCACACCCCACACACCCACACCCAUCAGGAAGCUGUCUCCAAAUCACUUCCUCCUUCAGGAUCCCCAGUUGAUUUUCUGCCUUGUGGAAGUAGGCAGAGUUUUUUUGGGCUCCCACAUGGGUAUAAUAGCUAUUAUUAUUAUUAUUAUUAUUAUUAUUAUUAUUUUAUUGUUGACUGCCCUCGCUCCUCCACAAGGCAACAAGGUGAAAUUGUUGCUCAUUUUCCCACUUUGGUCAGGAAUAGUAUUUCCUCCAACAGCAAAGAGAUAGUACUACAGGGUCCCUGAUCCAGUUCACAGUGGGAGUCCUUCUGGAGUGCAGGAAAUCAGGGAAGAUCAAGCCCAAGGAGAAGGCCAAGAGUAUUCACCAGCCACAUUCCUCUUUCUGUGACAUGACAGCAAACAGAAAAGUUCAUUAUGGAGUCUGACUGGUGAAAGGGUCAGGUUCUGAAGCACACCACCUUUCUGGCCCAAGCACCACUGCCCAGAGAAGAAAAUGGCUCAUUUAGUGCAAUAAUUGGCUAUCCGUGAGCCAAUGGAUAGGACAGCUGCUCCUGUUUUUCAGUUCACAGUAACUGUGACAGGAGGUCUUUGGAUCAGCUGACUACCACAAACUGCUGCAUUUGCUGCCCGAGUGAAUGUAUAACAGCCCCUUGGCAGAGUCUGCCGCAGCUGUGGUAAGGAUGAAUAACCUGCUUUUGCCCUUCCUUCUCCCCAUUGUAAUAUCUAACGGUUUCUGUAUUCUGUAGUUCAGUGGAAGGAGAGAAAAUAAAAACCCCAAAUGAUGCUGGCCGCAUAAUUCUCUCACACACAAACACAUCAUCUUGAAAAAUGCUAGCUUUAAUUUAGGAUUCAUUCUCCAUUCUCGCUCUACCAUUCCAUUUUCUAUUUUCAACUUGGAGCCAACAAUUUUUGGUUGUUGGGCCAACUCUUCACUGGGCUGUCCCUUCUCAUGGGAGAGUGAGUUUUAACUGUUACAGGCCGAAGAGAGGCUGGGACCAGGUACUCUGGGUCUACAUGUUUCUCAGAUAAGCCCCUUAAGUAAACUUUUUGCAUAUUAAGAGGCUUGACAGGAGAUAUCUGACAGGCUGGCUGACAGGCUAUCUGUCAGGCUAUCUGUCCGGAUAUCUGACAGGCUAUCUGUCCGGAGAUGUUGCCUCCAAUGCCGCUUGCAUUCCCCAUCAUUCUGCACUGGCACCCCACGUUGGACGGUGCUGGUAGCAUGUGCCGACAGCGGAAAAGCCAGCAAAGGAACCCACAGCUUGGUGCACACAACAGGAUGCGUCGCACAGUGCCCACAACGUUACACGGCGCUCCGGGUGCUGCGCGCACAGCCGAAACAGUUAACCGCCAUGCGGGGGGGAGGCAGCAGGCAGACAGCACGGCGACUGUGCGUGCUGCCCAACAUUUUGUCCCCCCCACCACAGAACCUGCACCCCCCUUCGUACGCCCCUGUGCGUGGGAUGCUGGCACCCCUUUUGAUUGGUGCUGUGAGUCCCUGCGAGUCCCUAAAGGUUCUAAAGGUACUGUAUUUUUUGCUCUAUAAAACUCACUUUUUCCCUCCUAAACAGUAAGGGGAAAUGUGUGUGUGUCUUAUGGAGCGAAUGGAGGCUGCACAGCUAUCCCAGAAGCCAGAAUAGCAAGAGGGAUCGCUGCUUUCACUGCACAGCGAUCCCUCUUGUUGUUCUGGCUUCUGAGAUUCAGAAUAUUUUUUUUCUUGUUUUCCUCCUCCUAAAACUAGUCUUAUGGUCUGGUGCGUCCUAUAGAGUGAAAAAUAUGGUAAACAACUAUUUCCUAAAAAAAAGUCAACAACUUUGGGGAUCCCCCCCUAAGAAAGGUCAACAACUCUGGGCAACCUAGGGGCGCUGGGUGGAUCUUUGCACCCUGGUGCCGCAUAUGCUUAAGACAGUACUGUGAAUGAGCUCAGUAGAAGGCAGUUCUCUCCUGUUCUGCUUAGAGUGUCUCCUUCUUUCCUCUUUACAGACUUUAGUUUCAAGGAUGGGACUGGGGCAAUGACAAGAAGAUCGUUGCCUCCACUUGGGUUGACGGUGUGCUAUAAGACUGGUCUCCUCAUACUGCAGGGUCUUCCAUUUUACAGCGUGUACAUUCUAGAAGGGGAGGGGAGGGAAAGUGCCCUGCUGCAGGAAUUCCUUUCCUCUUCUUAGAUGGCAUUUUUGAGGGACAGGCAAGGACAGUGCCAUCCUGUUUCGUCACCCGAUAUGAAAUGGGAAGGUGCCGCCCCAACUCACCACCCCCAAGCCUCCCUUUUUACAUAUAUAGGUACCGUAUUUUUUGCCCUAUAGGACACACUUUUUCCCCUCCAAAAAUGAAGGGGAAAUGUGUGUGCGUCCUAUGGGGCGAAUGCAGGCUUCAGGAGAGCCCCAGCGCCAGCCCCACAAGCUCGGGGGACAGCGGGGAGGCGGAACGCCGCCACCCCGCUGUCUCCCGAUGUGGUUUGGAGGCUGACAGCGGGGAGACGCAUGCUUCUCCCUGCCGCCAGCCCCGCAAGCUCAGGGGACAGCGGGGAGGCGCAGCGCACCUUCCCACUGUUUCCAGACCUGGUUUGAAGGCUGGCGGCGGGGAGAAGAGCGCUUCUCCCCGCUGCUGGCCCCACAAGUGCCUGGGGGGGAAAUAAAAGUUUUUUUCUUUAUUUCCCCCCCAAAAAACCAGGUGCGUCCUAUGGGCCGGUGCGUCCUAUGGGGCGAAAAAUACGAUAAAAAUUUUAUUUGAUUUUACAAAUAUAGGAUUAUAACAAUCCAAAUUACAUAUCCCUAUUUAGAGAUUUCUCCAAAUCGCUGGACUUCCCACCUUCCCCUCCAUGGAUCCUAUUGUCCACCUUCUUAACUGCAUAUUAUUUCAUAGUCCAUAUUUUAUAUCUUUCCAUAUUAUCCAUAAUAUUCGCUACAUUACAAGUGUUAUUAAAAUCCUGCUAAGGUUUUCAUCUGAUUACAGUGGUCUCCUAGAUAAAUUAUAAUUGUUUCCCAUUCUUUGCUGAAGUUUUGGUCUUCUUGGUUCCUGAGCCUUCCGGUCAGUUUUGUCAUUUCGGCAUAGUCCAACAGCUUGGUUUGCCAUUCCUCUCUGGUAGGGACUUUGUCUUCUUUCCAUCUCUGGGCUAGUAGCAUCUGCGUUGCUGUUGUCACAUACAUGAAAAGUCUUUUCUGUUCCUUUGGAAUGCUGGUACCUACAAUUCCUAAUAAAAGGCUUCUGCGUUUGUUUGUUUGUUUUUACAAAAGUUAUUUUAAACAUUUUUUUCAAUUCAUUAUUUUGGUAUUUCUUAGAACGGCCAGCUGGCAGGGAAACAGUUCAGGGCUAGGAGGUGCCUGGAGGAGCUGGUCCUGGAGCAGAGCGGAUGGAAUGAGCCCUGCUUCCUAUCUCUCCCAUUCAGGCAGCCUGAUGGAAUUACCAGGGAAUAAGUUCCAUUGCAAGAAAGCUAAGUGGCUGUCCAACGAGGCCUUACAAAUAGCGGGGGAGAGAAGGCAAGCAAAAUGCGAGGGAGAUAGUGAAAGAUACAGGAAAUUGAAUGCAGAUUUCCAAAGAAUAGCAAGGAGAGACAAGAAGGCCUUCUUAAACGAGCAAUGCAAAGAAAUAGAGGAAAACAACAGAAUGGGAAGAACCAGAGAUCUGUUCAAGAAAAUCGGAAAUAUGAAAGGAACAUUUCGUACAAAGAUUACCAUAAUAAAGGACAAAAGUGGUAAGGACCUAACAGAAGCAGAAGACAUCAAGAAGAGGUGGCAAGAAUACACAGAGGAAUUAUACCAGAAAGAUAUGGAUGUCUUGUACACCCCAGGUAGUGUGGUUGCUGACCUUGAGCCAGACAUCCUGGAGAGUGAAGUCAAAUGGGCCUUAGAAAGCACUGCAAAUAACAAGGCCAGUGGAAGUGAUGGUAUUCCAGCUGAACUAUUUAAACUUUUAAAAGAUGAUGCUGUUAAGGUGCUACACUUAAUAUGCCAGCAAGUUUGGAAAACUCAGCAGUGGCCAGAGGAUUGGAGAAGAUCAGUCUACAUCCCAAUCCCAAAGAAAGGCAGUGCCAAAGAAUGCUCCAACUACCGCACAAUUGCACUCCUUUCACACGCUAGCAAGGUUAUGCUUAAAAUUCCACAAGGAAGGCUCAAGUAGUAUGUGGACCGAGAACUCCCAGAAGUGCAAGCUGGAUUUAGAAGAGGCAGAGGAACCAGAGACCAAAUUGCAAACAUGCGCUGGAUUAUGGAGAAAGCUAGAGAGUUCCAGAAAGACAUCUACUUCUGCUUCAUUGACUAUGCAAAAGCCUUUGACUGUGUCGACCACAGCAAACUAUGGCAAGUUCUUAAAGAAAUGGGAGUGCCUGAUCACCUCAUCUGUCUCCUGAGAAAUCUCUAUGUGGGACAAGAAGCUACAGUUAGAACUGGAUAUGGAAAAACUGAUUGGUUCAAAAUUGGGAAAGGAGUACGACAAGGCUGUAUAUUGUCUCCCUGCUUAUUUAACUUAUAUGCAGAAUUCAUCAUGCGAAAGGCUGGGCUGGAUGAAUCUGAAGCCGGAAUUAAGAUUGCCGGAAGAAAUAUUAACAACCUCAGAUAUGCAGAUGACACAACCUUGAUGGCAGAAAGUGAGGAGGAAUUAAAGAAACUUUUAUUGAGGGUGAAAGAAGAGAGCGCAAAAUAUGGUCUGAAGCUCAACAUCAAAAAAACGAAGAUCAUGGCCACUGGGCCCAUCACCUCCUGGCAAAUAGAAGGGGAAGAAAUGGAGGAAGUAAGAGAUUUUACUUUCUUGGGCUCCAUGAUCACUGCAGAUGGUGACAGCAGUCACGAAAUUAAAAGACGCCUGCUGACAAACCUAGACAGCAUCUUAAAAAGUAGAGACAUCAUCUUGCCAACAAAGGUCCGUAUAGUAAAAGCUAUGGUUUUCCCAGUAGUGAUGUAUGGAAGUGAGAGCUGGACCAUAAAGAAGGCUGAUCGCCGAAGAAUUGAUGCUUUUGAAUUAUGGUGCUGGAGGAGACUCUUGAGAGUCCCAUGGACUGCAAGAAGAUCAAACCUCUCCAUUCUGAAGAAAAUCAGCCCUGAGUGCUCACUGGAAGGACAGAUUGUGAAGCUGAGGCUCCAGUACUUUGGCCACCUCAUGAGAAGAGAAGACUCCCUGGAAAAGACCCUGAUGUUGGGAAAGAUUGAGGGCAGAAGGAGAAGGGGACGACAGAGGAUGAGAUGGUUGGAUGGUGUUCUUGAAGCUACCAGCAUGGGUUUGAUCAAACUGCGGGAGGCAGUGGAGGACAGAAGUGCCUGGCAUGCUCUGGUCCAUGGGGUCAUGAAGAGUCAGACACGACUAAACGACUAAACAACAACAAGUUCCAUUGAACUCAGUGCAAUAAGGGACCCCUGACCAUUAGGUCCAGUCGUGUCUGACUCUGGGGUUGCGGUGCUCAUCUCGCUUUAUUGGCCGAGGGAGCCAGCGUGGUCAUGUGGCCAGCAUGACUAAGCCGCUUCUGGCGAACCAGAGCAGCGCACGGAAAUGCCGUUUACCUUCCCACCGGAGCAGUACCUAUUUAUCUACUUGCACUUUGACGUGCUUUCAAACUGCUAAGUUGGCAGGAGCAGGGUCCGAGCAAUCCCCGUCGCGGGGAUUCAAACCACUGACCUUCUGAUCAGCAAGUCCUAGGCUCUGUGGUUUAACCCACCCGCGUCCCCAACAUGCAGAAUACUGCGCAGUUAAGUAGCUAUUGAGUGUUAAAAAUGCAGCUUGUGGCCUUCCCUUUGCAUACUACCCAGCUCCCCAAAUUCUACACUUUGAAAAUUUAGCACAAUUCCACUUUGUUUGAAGCUCCAGGCACCCUCAGCUGCCCCCUCUAGGUGAUAGAGGAUGCCCUAGGAAGGUGACUAAACGCUGUAACUUCUCAUUACCCACAGAACAGUUCAAGGCUUCCCUCUAGUGGCUAGAAGUUGUCAAAAGGCAUGUUUUGAUGUGAUUCAAUGCAGAGGUGAACAGCCUUCCAGCAGGCAAGAUCAACUUUGCUUUCUACCACACACCCAUAACUGGAGCCAGGUACAAAAGGCAUGCACUUCAAGAUUUUGGAGGCUGGGAAUUUGUCUCGAGUAAUGGAACUGAGGUGAGUUCACAGUCCUUCCAUCCAAAUAUCUGUUCCUGAUCAGCUCCUUCCUCCCAGCUUUACUCAUUUUAGCAGUAUAAUUUCAGGGGGAAGUUGUUUUGUUGUUGCCACAGCAUAUCACCCAGAGAUCUACCAGUAGUUCCCGAUCUAUUUUGUUCCUGCCCCUGUGAUGUAGCCCAAGUUCCUACAUAUUUUGGAUAUUUCUUGGCAGGGGGCCCUUGACAGUGUCUUCCUCAGGGGUCAGCAAACGUUUCCAGCAGGGGGCCAGUCCACUGUCCCUCAGACCUUGUGGGGGGCCGGAGUAUAUUUGGGGGGGGGGGGAUGAAUGAAUUCCUAUGCCCCCAAAAUAAGCCAGAGAUGUAUUUUAAAUAAAAGCACACAUUCUACUCAUGUAGAAACACGCUGGUUCCCGGACUGCCCCUGGGCUGGAUUGAGAAGGCAAUUGGACUGGAUCCGGCCCCCGGGCCUUAGUUUGCCUACCCAUGCUCUUGCUCCUAAGGAAAGCACUGGGCUGAACACAAUGCAAUGCUUUCUCAUAGAGGAGGUGCGGAUCUGUGACUUGGGUAGUCCAAACCAUCGGGUAGUCUGACCAUCAGUUCCUUAUGUGAAAUUGUCAGGCUUGAAUGAGGCCGACGGAAUAGGUUGCAAUGCCAGCUUGGCUCUGUGGGUUUGUGUGUGGUGCUUUCAACAGUUACUCUAGUUUGCAAAGUGGUUCACAGGCCCCUGAAGUCUGGCAAACCCUGGUGUUAGUGGUUAGAGUGCUGGACUUGGAAUCUCAUAUUCAAAUCUUUGCUGAGCUACAAAGGUCACUGGGUCACCUUGGGCCACUCACAUGUCCCCAAUUUAACCUACUUUGCAGGGUAGGAUAAAAUAAGGUGACUAUUGAGUCUGCCACUCUUGAGCUCCUCAGAGGAAAUGUGAGAGGUGAUUGUGUUGAGAGAUAAAGGGUGUGGGGAAUAUUCUGGCCCCUCACUCUGAGAAUUUACACCUUCCUCUGAGAGUUGGAGAAGAAGAUUAAAAUCUUGUAACCACAGGCUAGUUGCUGUGAGAUCCAGCUGUCUUCUCUAUGCCCAAAUGGGGCUGAGGCAGGAACUCAGUUCCUCUCACAUUUUAAAGUGAACCCUACCUAAUUCACACAUCCCAAAACAAGAAUUGAAUAAAAAUGCAUCUAUCUUGAGAAAUUCUCCAGUUCUCCAGCUAAAACAUGUAUAUUAGGGGAAAGAAUAUUGGCGAGAACUAUGCACAAAAAUGCAUCUAGGGAAAUCUGCUUGGGGAAAAAAGUACAUAGGGAAAAUUUGCAAUAAAAUGCUAACAGAUUUUCAUGAGGACUUUAAAAAACACACCCACACACUGCAAAAUAUGUAUAGCAAAAAUAGUGCUCCAUCAGUGUUAGAUUGAUUUGAUAAUCAUGAACUAUCAGAGUGUCAAAUUUAACAUAAUACAGUAGAUAAUAAACAAUUGUCCAAGUUCUUAUUUGUUCAUCAACCAUCAGGACAAUAUUCAACCACAUAGUGCCUUUGCUUUAUUGUAAAUAUGCAGACUGCAUAUAGAUUACAUACAUGUUUGCGAUAAUCAACAUUUGUAAAUAAAAUUUUGUUAUAAAUAUGAAAAAAAUCACAAACUGGUGUAGAUAUGCGGCAAACUGAGCUGAAGAAUGGGAGCAUAAGAAACUGAAGUUGAGAGAUUGGAUCAUCUGUCGGUGUCUCUUGGCUUUUCAUUUUUCCAAUUUGAAUUUAUGUUCCCCACAUUUCCACAUCAACUUGCAAUUAUUAUUAUUUUUAAAGGUCCUCAUGAAAACCCAGCAGCAUUUUAGUGUGAAUUUCUCCUGAUAUGCAUAUUUUUCUAUGCAACUUUGCCAAAUGUAUGCACUUUUACAAAGCAAUUUCCCCUAAUAGAGCUUUAUGUUAUUUUCACUAAUAUACAUCAAUAUGCACACUUUACCUUAGUAUAUGCAUUUUUGUACGCAUUACUCGGCUAGCGAAUGGCAAUGCAAAAAGCAGGUUUUGAAGAUGGCUUCUGCUCAUGUAUUGUUUUGGAAAAUAUGAAUUAGGCCUGUUCACUUUUACAUGUGGACUGAAUCAAAUUCCUUCUCCUCCUUAUGAGUUCCAAGCCACUUUUUGCAUGGACACCCGACCCACCAGCUGGGCUCCUUAGACAUCUCCAAAUGUCAGUCUUCAGAGGCUCGAUCCUUGCAGUCCACUCCGGCCCAGGUAGCAGCUUUGGUUCCAGGCCCGGCUUUCCCGCAAGCUUUGUGGGUAGGUGUUUCCUCCUCUCUCUCUCUCUCUCUCUCUCUCUCUCUCUCUCUCUCUCUCUCUCUCCCCGCUUGACUCAGCUCUCCUGCUAGGGCUGUUUCUGAGCUGCAUUGAGAAAGUACAAGGCAGGCAGAGGAGGAAGAGGAAAGUGGGGAUGACUCAAGAGAGCAAACUUCUGCUUUGCUCGAGAAAGAGCCGGGGAGGCUCCUCCAGGAUCCUUCGGCUGCCACAGUGACACUCAGUCGCGCACACCCCACCUUCCUGUGGCCGGCUGGGUCUUGCAGGGUAGGGACCCCACCUGGGCAGGUAACUUCCUCCUUCUCCUUUCCUGUUGGCAAACACUUCGGGCGUGAGGCUCAGGAGUCCCACCUUUGCAGGAGCAUAUGGGAGAGCUGAGACAGGAUCCGGGAGGGAAGGAACUGUGUAAUAUGCUGCGGAGUUGGUUUGGCUCUCAAGUUUCUGCUUGUCUCUCCGUCUCCCAGAUCCUGUUCAGCUGCGAAUACCUGUUAGGGGAGUGCCUGGAGGGAAGUGUAUGUAUAUUUGUGUGUGAUGGCCGCUUGCCCAUGCUGGUUGCCCGAGAGCUACAGUAUGCAUAUGCUAUGCCCGCGGUGCAAUUUCAGUCAUUUUAGGCUUGGAAUUAAUGGGCUGUUUUUUUGGGGGGGGGUUGAAAGGUGGGCCCCCCUUGUUACUUGACUUUACUGGUUUCAAAAUGUGGUGAGCCAGCGUUCUUGUGUUUCCGGGAGCCCCUCUGCUCACUCUGCAUGCUGUAGGACCCCUUUGCCACAAAAUCCUGCCUUGCCCUGUUCUCCUGUUUUGAUGCCACUCAAAGCCGCCACACUUCCCCCUUCGCGUGGAGCACCCAAGAAGAUUGGCAGGGCAGGGUGUGUUUGUGUGAAAGAACGGUUGGUUUGCAGACCCACUGAGAGAGGGGUCUCCUAAGGGGGUCCCCAGGCACCUCAGAGCUAGUGGUGCUGCCAGGGUGGGACUGUGGGGCAAAAGUGCAGAGCCCCCACCUGAGCAGGAGGGUCUCCAAUCACAGCAGGGCCAGUUUUACAAUUGUAGUCUCUGAAGUCAAGGGGAAGGUAUAGCUUGGUGGUGGAGCCUUGCAUGCAGAAGGUCUUGGGACUCCCGGUCUGAAAUCCUCAAGAGCAGCUGUCUGCCAGUGCAGAGAGUACUGAGCUAAAUGGACUGUUGGACUGACUCAGUGUAAGGCAGCUUCCUGCGUUCCUAUGUAACCAUUUUGAAGUAAGUGAAGGAAUGCACAUUACUAUUUAAAGCUCCCCGGCCCCAGCCAGGAGACCAUUGGCUCUAGAGUCUAAAAUUACCAAAGUGCACUGCUGUCCCAGAGGUGGCACAUGCGCGACCCCAAUAAAAACAGCAAAGGCAGUGAACUGGCAAGUCGGUAGGCCGUCCAUCCCUUUGCAUGCAAGAUCCCUGUGCUUUUAGCAGCUGGCAAAAACGGGAGCAUUUUGUUCAGCUUGCGUUUUCAUGCAAAGCUACCUGAUUUGCAAUUCCUGAGCGAAGGCAUAGCUGUCCUUCAAAAUGCAUACUUCUCUGAGUUUUUGUAGAGCAUUUCGCCAAACCAAAAAAUGCAGAGAUUGGUGAAAAUGAUGUACGAAACAGCUCUGCAUUAGAGGGAAAGGUUAGCAAAAAGCUUAUAUUAGAUAAAAUUGGGCACCAAACUGCAUAUUUUAGGAGAAAUUGAUGUGAAAAUGCAUAUGGAUUUUGUGCAGAUUUUUGUGGGGGAAAUGGCCAAUUGGUACAGAAACAGGAUGAACUGAACUUGAGGUUGGUAAAAUGAGAGCAUGAAAGAAUCCAAAUUUGACAGAUUCACGUAUCCCUAGACGGGAAUCAAACAUGGAGUGGUGUUGCCUGUCAUCACCCCCUUUGCUCUGAAACAAGUUGUUCCUGGACAGUAAUGUUUUUUCCUCACAAAAUGUACAACUGCUUGACCAGAUUCCAUGAGCUGUUAAAAACGGUGACUGUAGUGUCCCACCCCAGAGUUGGGUGCAGAUAGAUAAAGGAAAGUGCAAUGGGGUCAAACAGCGCUAGGCUCCUUCUCCUUAGGUUAGUCGGAAUUUGGAGGGACGUGAGCUGUCUUAAAGCAACAACUACUGCUCAUAUUUGGGAAGAAUGUUCUCCUUUUAAUAUUUUUCUUGUCUCGUUCCCUGUUUGAUAGCCUCAGAAACUAAACAAGGGCACCCUUAUCUUGCAGUCCCUCCAAUUAAGAUUGGCCUUUAUCUGUUAAUCAACUAAUUGUUUAAUUGAUUAAUCCAAUUAAAGUUGGCAACAUACCCUGAGCUCAUUUGUAUGGGGUGUGUGCUGUAUAUAAAUGCAUAUAUGGCUGAGGGUGUUCUCUGUUUGGCUAAGGUGUACCUGUGUGUCCAGCAGGUGGAGUUUUGUAAGUGCUUUUAGUGUGUCACGGGGCUAUUUGCAAAAGUUUGAUCAGCUUAUGCAUCUGGUUGUUUUUGUUUCUGCUGUGCUCUUCUGUAGUCUGUGCACUGUAUACUGCUUAUUUUCCUGUAUCCCGCCCACAAUAGUGGCUGAGCACCUCUCUCUUGUUUCCAUCGGAGACAGAAAUAGAACUGCAACCUGAACAUAUUUAGGAGUGUGGUAAGACCUCAGCCACAUUGGCUCCUUGUGUGAGGAGGAGGCAUGUUUGUUUGUGUCUGUAAAGGUCCUAGUUCUUCAGAAGAACUCUGGUCCUUGAGUUUGCUUUUGGCAAUUUCCUCAAGACAGUAGUCAUCUUUGCCUUCAAGGGAUGCUCAUGGGACCACAAUCGUUUGAGACUGAGGGAGCCUGCCUAGCUCAGUUAGUUAGAGCGUGGUGCUGAUAACGCCAAAGUUGCAGGUUCGAUUCCCCGUAUGAGACAACUGCAUAUUCCUGCAUUGCAGGGGGUCAGACUAGAUGAUCCGCAGGGCCCCUUCCAACUUUACGAUUCUAUAAUCUCCCACACUUCCGCUUCUCGUGUGAUGAGUAAGCGUGGGUCUGAGAGCUUUCCUGUCAAUAUUUCUAGGCUUGGGUCCUAGCAGUUUUCCGUUUGCCCCGCCGCUUUCCUCAGAAAAACCUGAUUGACAUUUGCUCUGAUUUCGCAGUAAGCAGUGGGAUUCCCCGGAAGGGAAGUGGCAGGGCAAACGGAAGUCUGGAUGAGCCCUAAUAUUUGUUGAUUGUCUGGGACUGCAGUGGUACCUCUGGUUAUGAACUUAAUUCAUUCCAGAGGUCCGUUCUUAACCUGAAACCGUUCUAAACCUGAGGUACCACUUUGGCUAAUGGGGCCUCCCACUGCCGCUGCGCUGCCAGCACACAAUUUCUGUUCUCAUCCUGAGGUAAAGUUCUUAACCCGAGGUACUACUUCCGGGUUAGCGGAGUCUGUAACCUGAAGUGUUUGUAACCUGAGGUGCUUGUAACCCAAGGUACCACUGUACUGGUUGCUGAAUUGUAACACUUGGACUGCAGGUGUUUUAUAAACCUAAAAGCAUGUAUGUACCCUGGAGUUGUUGGUUUCUUCCUGAACAGUAAUGACUUCAGUCACUGUGAAAUUUGGAGCACUGCUUUUAACUACCUCAGUGUUUCUCAAACUUGGGACCCUAGCUGUUGUUGGACUACAACUCCCACCAUCCCUAGCUAGCAGAACUGGUUGUCAGGAGUGAUGGGAGUUGUAGUCCAACAAGAGCUGGGGGGCAGGACCCAAGUUUUUUUUAAAAAUGAGGUAGUUAAAAGCAACGCUCCAAAACAUGUUUGGCCAGGCCACAUUCACACCAUACAUUUAAAGCACUAGGAUACCACUUUAAACAGUCAUGGCUUCCUGAAAAGAAUCCUGGGAGUUGUAGUUUGUUAAGGGUGCUGGGAGUUGUUAGGAGGCCCAUAUUCCCUUCACAGAGCUACAAUUCCCAUAGUUCACUGUGAAGUUGAUUGGGAAUUGUAGCCAUGACUGUUUAAAAUGGUAUCACAUUGAUUUAAAUGCCAUAUUAUAUAGAAUGAUGAUGCCUUUCUAGCAUAACAGCUUCUUGUUUCUAAAUCACAUGGCAAGAUCCAGGCCUUGUCUAAGCUGGUUCUUUCUUGGUUAUCUGAACACAAAAAUGCUGAGCUGCUGCCUUUCAUCUCUUACUUAAGUGCCUAUCAAGAUGUGAAAUGUUACUUUAAUGUGUUUGAAUUCUUUAAAAAAAAUAUUUGCAAAGGUAACAAAAACAAGAAAAGAAAUGUGUUUGAGUUGCAGCAAUCCCAGAAUACAUACAAACAUAUCCAGUUAAGGAGCUGGGACCGAGCAAUGGGAGCUCACCCCGUCGCAAGCUGUCUGCAGACAAACACCAGCCCCCUCGGCCAAUAGAAAAAGAUGAGCGCUGCAACCCCAGAGUCGUCCGCGACUGGACCUAACGGUCAGGGGUACCUUUACCUUUUUAUCCAGUUAAGAUUUAAGGUAACAUCCACAUAUUGAGCUCGGAGGAGGGGGGUUUAGGCCUAAUCUGCACUAUGUUUUUAAAGCAGUAUUAUGCCACUUUAAAACAGCCAUAGCUUUCCCCCCCAAAAUAAUCCUGUGAACUGUCAUUUGUUAAGGGUGCUGCAAGUUGUUAGUAGACCUCUGUUCCCCUCACAGGGCUACAAUCAGGGGUGCCUUGUGACAGUGCCCCCCCAAUCACUUUACCACGCACCUUUGUGCCAGAAGGAUGGGAAACUUCUGUAUUUGAUCUCACUUCAACAGCAGCGGUUUGUCACCAUGCAAAUAAACUAUAUGUCAUAAACCCCAUCGUAGGAUAGACUUCAGUGUAUACAGCCUAUUAAUCACUCCUGAGUUUUUAUGAAAGGAAACUUGACGAGCCAUUGUGGCAUAGUGGUUAGAGUGCAGGAUUAGGACCAGGGAGACCAGGGUUCAAAUCCUCCACUUGGCCAUUGUUAUAAGAAAAAACUGCUCCUUUUCCCUUAUGGGGUACCCAAGAGCCCAUAUAAAGUCCUUUUGUAGGUUUAAGGCAGGAUUUGUGAGCGAAGAGACAAUUGGAAGGGUUUUCCCAUUUCCUCCCUCCUUGCAGAGAAACAUUUGAGGUCAAUUUGGGAGAGACAAAAUGGUUUCAGGACUUUUUUCCUGUACUGUUUCAGACAUGCGGUUUAUAUAUUUAUAUAUGUGUUUGCUUGGAACAUUUAUUUUAUAUCUUAGACCUUAUAAUUCUCGUAACACCAUGAAAACAACUUGCAUACAAAAAUGUCUUAUAUUAGGGGCAAGGGGGGUGGACUGCUUGCAAUGUGUGUAUCAGUCACAAUUGUAUAUACAAAUGUGUAUAUCAGGCUAAAAUGCUGACAAAUUUUCAUGGGGAUUUAAAAUAAAUAAAUGAAUAUAUUGCUGAAGUAAUGUGGCGAGUUGGAUUUAGGAUUGGAAAGACAAGAAACUGCAAGAACUGUUCAUGCUGCCGUUUAAAAGAUAACUUGAGUUUAAUGAGCAAAACAGAUGCCUGGUGUGAUUUUAUUUCUUUAAAACUAGAAAAUAGCUUAAGGCUUAAGAGUGGUUCGGAGAGGCUUACAAAUCAUCAAGCAAUCAAUAAAUGAGAGUCUCUGCCCUCAGGUUUGCAAUUUAAAAAAAGACGCAGCACUGAAGGAAAAUGGUUUAGGAGAAAAGAGAGAGUGGCAGCGAAGCAAAGUUAUCAGUUGCAAGUUGUUCUAAUGAACAGCUAGAGUGAAGCAAUUCAGGGAAGGAGGCACAAAAGGUUCUAGACUCUUAGCUGUGCCCAUAAGGUGGCCCUGCUGCAUGGUUGCUGCCAGGUUUGGGCUGAAUAUGAUUCAGAUGGAUUGGGGAGGACAAGCUGAGACCUGCUGCAAGCUGCACACUCCUGAAGGGAGUGGGGAGAAGAUCAAGGGAGAGAAGGGUUGGAUCUCUUUUGCAGGUGGCUGGGGAUGAAGCCUGCAAAACAGCCUGACAGCCGCCAAUCUGCCUGUGGGGCACUUGUUAACACAGGGUGGCGGGGGAGGGAAAUGGGGAAUUCCUUCUUCCUGUCCCAGGGGAAUGAGUCCCUCAGGGUGGAAAGCAGGCUGAGCUGGGCUGGUUCAGUGUUGAAUGUUGAUUUUCUGGGAAGAGCGCUAGGCAAAUCCCGGGCUGGAUCUCUGGGUUGGAGUAGAGACCCGGUUCCUUGUUCCUUGGCGGGGCAAGGCACUCCUCCAUCCUCAAAACAGUGGGCAGGCCUGCCUGCCUGCCUUUCUUGGGGACGAGGCACAUCCCAUUCCACAAGCCAAGCUGUUUACUCAAAAUACCAUUAUGCAAAGCAAGGCAUUUAUGACCACAAACUAUUUGCAGAAACGUUUGCAUGCCUUUAUUGUAGAUGGAAGUGUUUGAAACGUGUUGGGUUGUGUGUGGAUAUGGUGGCCUAUGAGUUGCAGGGGCAGAGAGAAAAGCAGUUGAAGGAGCUGUGUGUGUUUAGCCCACAGUGUGUAUUUUAACAGAGGGGUUGGGAGCCUCUGGCCUGGGGCUGAAUGUGGCCCUCUAGGACUGUCUGUCUGGCCCUCAGGACUCUCUCCAGGCCCUACUGGCCCCACUCUGUGCCUUCCUUGAGUUCUUUCGCCUGGCUGACCUGUGAUAAUGGCUGUGGCUUGGCUGAGCUGUGCUUGCAGAAACUCCCUGCUCUUGCCCAGCUUGGAUGUCACCUAUGGUGCAUAGGGAAGAGUCCCACCCAUUUCUCUGCCCACUUUUGUCUCUGCCCCUUCUGCUUUUCCUCUGGACCCACCAACCACUGGAAUGUUGCCCCCAAAAAGUUACGUAUUAGAGAUGUAGCCCUCAGGCUGAAGAAAAGUUCAGAUGGAACAUACAGAAGCCAAAAAACAACAACGACAGAAGGUUUCUCCUGAUCCGUCGUCAUUUGAUGCUCUCUCUGCCACUGGCACAUGGUGAUAACCUGAAGGAGCAGAAAUAAUUUUGAAUGCUGCUUUAUAAAAAUGGAAUAAACGUGUCUGCUCCACCCCUUACUCAUCAAGCACUAUACCUGAGCAGCCAGGUGCAACCAGGCUGUCUCCUGAACCACCAGGUAUUGCCCUUUGCCCUCUGGUAUUAGGUGCCACAGCUCUCCAAUCAACCCUCUCUCUGUUUGAGAGAGCUUUGGCAGAAGUUUUGGGCAAGGGAAAAACAACCGAGACUGGCUUCUUUUUUUGUCAAGCAAGCCGGUUGCCUCAUUCUGGAGAUAAUGAUAUUUCUGGCUGUUUCUUAUGCAACCUUCCUCCAUCCAGUUGCCCAAGAAUGCACCAUAUCUUUCCCAACACAAGCUUCAGAGGGAAGCUAGAAACUAGAUUGCUGACUGUCCGAGAGGAGGUGGAUGGGGGCCGGGGGAGGUGACGUAGUCUUAGAUAAAAUGUGGUUGAUAUAACCCAGGGCCAGGGGUGUGGAACCUCAGGGCUGUGUGGCCCUUGGAAAACUUCCCCAAUCACAUUCUCUUCUCUACUGGCCACACCCCUCAGUAUGUUGCCUACAGGGCAAAGGAAACAUUCACAUUUAUUGCUCCACCCACUUUUGCAUGUGGCCCUCAGAAGAUUGUACAGAAGGGAAUGUGGCCCUCAUGCUGAAAAAGGUUUCCCAUCUCUGUAAAUAACCUAUAGUAAUGAAACAGCGCUGCCUGUUUAUAGUCCGUUCCUGUGAUUCAGUAAGCAAUAUUGCACACCCCUGAAAUUUCUUGCCACCCAUUGCAAACAAUGAGUACUGUCCUGACCCAAGACAUUUUUUCUGCACCAAAUUCCCCGCUCCUGGCAAGGGGUGGGGGGCUGUCCAUUACCCCUUGCUCUGAAAAAAAAUCCCGGAUCUGUACUUCCUUGCAUCUCACCAUAACCUACCCACUGCUACACUACAGAUUAUAGGACUGGGCCUAUGCUACAAAUGAUCAGAAUCUCUGUAUCUUGGCAUUCUUGACCAAAGUGAUUUUGAAAUGGGCAGGUUUAGUAAUUAACAGAGCCCCCCCCCCACAUGGCCCUUAAUAGGAAACACCUGCCGCAAUGUCUUUGUGAUCACCUGCAUAAUUGCUAAGCAGUGAGGCAAAAGUUGGAACAUGGACAAACCUUUUUGUUUAGUGCCUGAACGCUCUUUAAAUAACAAGCAAUGUUUAACCGUGUCUUGGGCUUGAACCUGAACCGGAGAAAUGUUGUGGGAAGGGAGCAGCAGACUGGAAGCUGUGAGCUGAGCCCGUGUGUGUGUGUGUGGAGGGAGAGGCUGUGUUUGUGCAGGGUGUGAUUCCUUGCACAGAGUAAACUUCAGGUGGCUGUAAAAAAGGAAAAGGAAAAGCCCAUUGAAAUCUCUCCAGCAUGCAGGUGUGUGUGUUUGCAAGUAGGAAUUCCCCAGAGUUCCAUCCUGGACUUGGGCAAGGGCUAGGCUGAAAAUGAAGGGAGUGCAUGUGUCUGCGAGGGACUGUAGCAGCUUUCCUGGGGAACCACAGACCCAGGAGCUGAAUGUGGCCCUCCAGAAACUCUCCAUCUGGCCCCUGGAACUUUCUCCAAGCCGCACCUCUCCCUGGCCCUCUUGCUUGUCUGGAAAGGGGGGGGGCUAGCCCAUUGUACAAAGGUAAAAGUUGCAUUAGUUGCCCCACCCACUUUUGCCUCUGGCCACAUGUGCCUCCCAAAAGGUUGCUCAGGAAAGAAUGCAGAUCUUGGGGUAUAAUGUUGGGCCUCCAGACCUACUCUAGGCUUAGGAAUCACUUAUAACACCCUAAAUAUGGAAAGAAAUGGAAUGUGACCCUAAAAGUAAUCCUACUUUCAUAACAUCUGAGCUGAGUGUCACCCAAUAAAGCUGAAUGGUGGGAGAUUCAGGACAGGCAGAGAGAAGCCUUUUUUCACACAGCCCUCGGGAUGGUCUCAAUUUUGUUUCUCCACUUUCCAGUCUUAAAUUAAGUUCUCCACAUGCUGCAGAAAUUUGCAUAAUAAUAUACAUAUAUAUUUAAUCCCUCCUGAAAAUUAACCAGCAUUUUAGUGCGGAUUUUUGGCUUUGGGAAGGCGGUGCAAGGGCUCUGGGAUGCUGCCAGAGCCUUCACAGCUUUUGCACAGAUGUGGUGGGAAUAAAUAAACCGAGAAUUGGUUUCCUCCGCUCUCCAUUUGUUUAUUUAUUUCCCACCCAGCCAUGCAAAGUUGUGGCUGUGUAAGUAAGUACCUACAACACCCAGGAUCAAAAGCGACAUGACUCUGAAUGGCAGUUACUGGGCAGCCAUUGCCUCAUAUAAUCUACUUGUGGGCUUCCCGUGUCCAUCAGCUAAUGUAGGGAUGUUGGACUAAAUGGGUGUUUGGCCUGAUCCAGCAGUGCUCUUCUUUUGGUGUUUUAAACUAAUCUGGGUGUUCACAUUGUCUGCUAUAGAUAAAGGCACAAACCACAUCACAUCCUGUGAUCUGUCAAACUGGGUUUCCUGCUUUGCUCCCUGUUUUGCGGGUUGGGGGUAGCAGAAGGUGUUUGUUGUACAAAUGUUUGCAUCCCACUGAAAAGGCACAACCUCCCUGUAAUUGUUCUGGAUGGCAGGAUUAUCGUCUCAUCUACAUGUUUGGGUGCUGAAUCGUCACCAGCGUAUUUCUUCCUUUCUCUCUCUUUUUUGAAUAUUCGAAUAUUUUUGAAGUAAUCUCUGAAUGCUUGAUAUCUGUAUUUAACAUGGGAUUUCAGUACUGGAUAACAUUCAGUUCAGAAGUGGUGGUCAGGGCAAGUGAAGAGGCGAUGUUAAUAUGACUUGAGUAAAAAUGCCUCUUCCAGAUUAUUGAGACAUGAACUUUUGUCGCUUAGGGGCUGUUUCAUCAGAUACAGGAAGUGGACCAAGAAAGUGGCAGGUUGAGGCAUCCUGCACAAUAGCACUAUGAGAAAGCAAGAACCCAAGGCAACAGGAAUGUGAAACCCACAUCCGCAUUAUUGUAGCAUUUUCUUUUGGUUUUUGCAUUUUUCUUGAUCUUUAGCUUCUCAGCCUCUAAAAUGCACCUUUUACCUUUGGAUUGGUAUAGGCUAACAGGGGUACACAUCUGGAAUACACAUCUAUAGAUCCUGUCCAAGGUAUUUUGGUGCCUAAGGCAGAUUUAUUUCCCCUAGUAUAGUGCAUUCUUAUUGUUCAUUUUCACUAAUAUGUAUUUGUAUGCGCAGUUUACUUUAGUAUAUGUAUUUUGUACACAUUACUGGAGUACAAAAUCUGGAGAAGUGCGAAUUACAAAGUGUUUCCCUGCAAAUUGUACUGGAAAGUGCAAAUUAGCUAGGUUUGCCUUUAAUUGAUAACUGAAUUGAAUAGACUACUUAACAUUUAGGGGAGGAAUUCAAAAUAGUGUAUGAGAUUUUUUUUUAAAUCCUAAAACAUCAUAAAAUUACAACAAAAUGCAAAUCCAUAGAACGACUGUUUAGAGUGGUAUGUUACAGCUUUAAAUGUAAAGCACAGGCAAGGCCUUAGUUCAGUCUGCUUGAAUUGCACCCCUUGAGUUGCACAGAAGCUGUUGCAAAGUGUCCUGCUUUAGGGUACUCCAUCUGCGUUUUUCUUCCACUGCGUUUCUCUUCCAUCUUCAGGAUACAGCACAGAUGCACUGCAAGUGUGCCUUGUUUCUACUCUAGCUGUGUCUCUUUCUCCGUAAACACAGAUGGGGUUGGAUAACUUGUUGUAGAACCCCUGCUGUAUCUAAUGGUUCCAUGUUCACAGUUUGGCCUUCCUUUGAAAAACCAUAAUCCAGAAGCAUUGUUACUUAGAUGCUUCCCAUCCUGUGGCUGUAGAAGCAUUUCCCGCCAGUGUACAGCUGAACUCCUGAAGCAGUUUCUUGAAGAGAUGCUUUGGGCUGCAGUUGCUACCAUCCUUGACCCAUGACCGUAAUGAUAGGAGGGCGUUGGACAAGGGGGUGUUUAAAAAUAAGGACAAGGAAUCCGUGUCAACAGAUUUCUUCUCAGAAAUCACCUGGGGAGACAUUCUCCACAAAAGCAGUACUUGGUAAUAGGAAACAAACCCUUUAGUUUAGGUACAUCUGUACAGCACAGAUGUAGAACGGUCUUGUUCGUCAUUCCCUCUUCCCUCAGGGAACUCUGGGAACUGUAGUUUUGUGGGGGGAGGGCUAGGGAUCUCAGAUAGCUGUCUCAGAGGCCCAGCCGACUGCAGUGCCCAAGGUUCUUAGGAACAAUUCAUGGCAGUUCAACUGAUUUUUAAAUUAACAUCAAUGUGUUCCGCUUGAGAAUGAGCUUCUGGCAUUAAAAUUGUGUCUUUCCUGCCUUUCUCUUUCAGCUGGUUGUGGCCUUGUCUCUCAAAAUGGUCGAUCAGGACGGAGUGUAG
Messenger RNA from Podarcis lilfordi (Lilford's wall lizard), 23824 nucleotides. The record is from the annotation of a GenBank genome assembly. Lineage: Eukaryota; Metazoa; Chordata; Lepidosauria; Squamata; Lacertidae.